CCAGGAAUGGACGGUAUUUGACUUGGGACCGCCGUCGGGGUAAAUCUGCAAUCCGCUUUUCUGUACAAAGGCGGCUAUUUCUACAGCGACCUCCUUCACAUACACCCUUUGCUGACCCGCACGAGGCCGGCGCAGCGACUGAAACACGCCCAGACAAGAGUUCCUGUCCUACACUCAGGUACGCCACGGUCUGCGUAAUUGCAAUGAGCGGGGCCUUCACCCAACCUCCCAAGCAUGGCAACACUGUCCAGGCUUGCGAUCUAUGCCGUCUCAAGAAGAGAAAAUGCGAUUUGAAGGGUGGGGUCAGAAGGUGCUCUUCCUGUGAAAAGACCGAUGCAGUUUGUCAGAUCACGCAUGUCACAAAGCCACGAGAGAAGCGGAAGAAAAAGCACAUGGAGAACCUUGAAGACCGGCUCCGCAGUCUUGAAGAUCUAAUCAGAGUCUCUCUAGCCGCGAAGACCUCAACGUCAAAGCCUCAGGAGCCAUCUCCUGUCGCCAUGGCUUCCUCGCUACAACCUGCACUACCAACUUCCUGGACAACAGCCUCCCCUCCUACGAAUGGAAUGGCACGUCCCUUAACGCAAGUGCCAACGCUAGUUCGCAGCCUUGAGCAUCACCAGUUAGACCCUGGGUCGUCAUCAGAUGUCUCUCAACCUUCAGAGACGAUAUACUCUCAGCUGACUUCCGAGAUCUCCCAGUCCUGGCAUAUCACGGGGUCUUCGGAAUCUGCGGCUGCAGGCAACCUCGGAGCCUUCAACAUAGACCUGCGGCCACAGACGAGGAUCAAUGGUGUCAGGAAGUGCUCUCUCCCACCUGCUCAGGGCGGCCUGUUCCUCUUGCAAGAAUUUCUGGUCGAUUUCAACGCAGCUAUACCCCUAUUCGAUGCUGCGACCAUAAGCGCACUUUUCUUGGACUGCUACAAUGGUAGAGCGGACGGACAAGUCAUAUCUUGGGUCACCCUCAAAGUUGUCUUAGCUAUAGCUCAUCGACUACGAGCUAUGAGUCCUCUGGGAGUUGCACAAGAUACCGAGAAUGUUCAGACAUACUUGGAAGAGUCACUCGCAGAGUUGCCGGGACUUGUGCUGAUGGAGCCAUCGCUACUUCUUGCGCAAUGCUACUUAGGGAUUGCAAUUGUCUUGUCGACGUCCUCUCGACCUGAACCCGCUGCCACGCUGGUGUCGAUGGCCUUGAGGGUGCUCCAGGAUCUCCACAUCAAUGACCCUGACCCUGACCCGGAAAAUACUCCGACAGAUCAGUUGCAGCGAGAACGUGUGUUCUGGAUUGCAUACUUCAUGGACGCAGAUAUGAGUCUGCGAGGGUGGAGACUACCGAGUUUGAGUCCCAAGCUCACCAAUGUAGACCUGCCGGCCGAGGAUCCGCUUGAUGGAGCGGGAAGCAUCCAGGCCACGGAAGGUGACCUCAAGGUCAACAUUUUCCGACUUCGCGCUAAGCUCGCUUUACUCCAAGCUCAACUAAUGGAAUAUGUUUUGGCUCCGCGAGCUGCGAGUCAUGAUGAUCGCCCAUUGCACGAGAUUGCGAUGAGAUUGCACAAAUGGAGAUCGCACUUCCUAUUUAUGUUCGAGGUCAAGGACUAUCACGAGAUGCUACACCGUUCUGACCUUGUCCACGUCGUCAUCCUCGAAUCGGUGUAUUUCGCCACUAUUUAUGCUGUCCAUCUCCACGUCAGCCAUGGUUACAAGUUGGGCCGCAGUCCCUUCUCGCCCGCUGCGCUAACCCUAGCCACGGCAAUGGAAGAUGCUGCACUGCCUCAUCGUGACGCUCUGCGGUUUAUGGAGUUUCUGAGAUUACUACCGGGCAGCGAUGUUCCCUUCAAUUGGCUGAGUCUCGAAGCUCUUGUUUCAGGCGUAGUGGUUAUGCUGACGCACGUGAUGCACAAUGCCAAAGGCGCCAAUGCAAAGGCUGAACUCGAUGUUGCCAGGCCUGUGCUACACAUGUUGUACCAAAUGAUUGAUUUCAGGAGAGAUCAAGACCUUACCCGGUUACAGCACCUUUGUGCCGAUCUCUAUCUGAGGACCGAUCAGAUGAUACGGCAGGGUAUUGCUCGGAAGUAACAAGGUAACUGCAGUUCUUUCCACGCUUGCGGUCUCGCGACUGAGUGAGACUUCAUGUGUACACCAAGUCUUCCAGGGACCAUAUUGCUCUCAGUUGGUGGAGUGCUAUGCUGACGGUCAUUCACCAUCAUCUGAAAGAGCGUUUGGCAGAUAUUUGUUGGGAGAGGGAAAAGCAUGCAUGGGGAAUGUCAGGAUGUCGCUAAAGAAAGGAGGAAAUGUGUCAACAUUGUCCUUGGAAAAGCAAGCAUGAUCUCGUGCUCCUUCGAAUACUGCAGUACUCCUACUCGUAGUAGCCGAGGCCACUAAAGGCUGCUACAGUCGGCUAAGUUGCC
This is a messenger RNA of Exophiala xenobiotica, 2404 nucleotides long. RefSeq lists its product as uncharacterized. The transcript is spliced from 4 exons. The record is from RefSeq and is a predicted model, not a curated record. Gene Ontology annotation, molecular function: DNA binding; zinc ion binding; DNA-binding transcription factor activity, RNA polymerase II-specific. Lineage: Eukaryota; Fungi; Ascomycota; Eurotiomycetes; Chaetothyriales; Herpotrichiellaceae. The coding region runs from base 204 to 2072 and encodes 622 amino acids. Gene Ontology annotation, biological process: regulation of DNA-templated transcription; DNA-templated transcription.